Molecule: messenger RNA, 681 nt
Organism: Blastocystis hominis
Lineage: Eukaryota; Bigyra; Opalinata; Blastocystidae
Exons: 1
Coding region: 1-642 (213 amino acids)
Cellular component (GO): nucleosome
Molecular function (GO): protein heterodimerization activity; structural constituent of chromatin; DNA binding
Source: RefSeq, a predicted model, not a curated record
AUGAAUUGGAAAAAGGAGAGUUGUUCAAACAGGAUUUUGUCUGUCCUAUCAUUGCCAGUAUGUGAUAUCGAUUGGACGAACAAUAGAUGGUGGCCUUUUGUUUGGCCUAUCAUUGAUCGAAUUGCUGAUCUAUUGGACAAACAAAAUUCUGCCUCCAAAUUCUCUUUGAUUGACCGAUUUCCCUCCUACAUUUAUUAUUAUUUGGAUCUCGAUAAGAUAAACAUGUCUGGAAAAGGUAAAGGAGGCCGUGGAAAUGUGGAGGGAAAGACGAUGAGUCGUUCUGCUCGUGCUGGAAUCACCUUCCCUGUGGGUCGUAUGGCUCGUUACAUGAGAGAUAUGAGAGUGGCUGAUCGUAUCGGUGCUGGAGCUCCUGUGUACUUGGCUGCUGUGAUUGAGUACUUGACUGCUGAAAUUCUGGAGUUGGCUGGGAACGCUGCUCAGGACAGCAAGAAGAACCGCGUGGUUCCUCGCCACAUUCAGUUGGCUGUGCGCAACGAUGAAGAGUUGAACGCGCUGUUCGGCAACGUGACGAUUGCUUCUGGAGGUGUGAUUCCGUUCGUGCACUCGGAGCUGCUUCCCGAUAAGAAGGAGGACGAGGAGGACGACAGUGAGGAGAAGGAAGACAAGGAAGACGCUGAGUAAAGUCGACUAAGCUAGUUUUUCUGAAAACUAUAUCUCAAA